AUGGAUGAAUACCAAAUUGAUGCAUACCCAAAUUUUUCACCAGUUGAUUUUGACACAAAAAAUAUUUCAUCAUGUCCCAAUGACAAGUACUUCAAUGUAGAGUUCGAGUGCACAAAUAUGUACGUUUUGAGUGCUAUGAAGUUUCAAACUAUUAAUGAUACAAAGUGCCACAAAUUUUCAAAUGUUUCAAAGGAUAAAAUAAUGCAAGAAACUACCAUUGUAUCGUGGCUUUCUCAAAUGGAUGUCCCUCAAGAUGCCUUUGGAAUUGUUGUGGCAAAAAUUUUGGAAUGUGCUCGUGAUAUGGUUAGGGCACAUAAGAAUGUAAGGGUUAUUCCUAUUCGAGUCAAUAUUGUCGUUACAAGGGCCAGCGAAGAUGAAAGUGAUGAAGAUGGUGAAGAUGGAAGUGAUGAAAGGAGUGAAAGUGAUGAAGCGGAGGAGGGAUUGGAAGUUGAAAAAGAGAAGAACUGUUCUAUUUGCUUUGAAAAUUUUAAUUUUAAUGUUGGUGUUCCUAUGCCAUGUUUGCACUUGUUUCAUAUAAAAUGUAUUCGUGGAUGGUUAGAGAAAGGUAAUUCUUGUCCUUUGUGUAGGCAUCAAUUGCCAAGUGAAUGA
This is a messenger RNA of Trifolium pratense (red clover), 609 nucleotides long. Its product is annotated as RING-H2 finger protein ATL79-like. Gene Ontology annotation, biological process: protein ubiquitination. Lineage: Eukaryota; Viridiplantae; Streptophyta; Magnoliopsida; Fabales; Fabaceae. Gene Ontology annotation, molecular function: ubiquitin protein ligase activity. The transcript has a single exon. Bases 1 to 609 code for a protein of 202 amino acids. The record is from RefSeq and is a predicted model, not a curated record. Gene Ontology annotation, cellular component: cytoplasm.